Messenger RNA from Pteropus alecto (black flying fox), 494 nucleotides. RefSeq names its product meiosis/spermiogenesis associated 1 (gene MEIG1). Gene Ontology annotation, cellular component: nucleus. Lineage: Eukaryota; Metazoa; Chordata; Mammalia; Chiroptera; Pteropodidae. Bases 19 to 285 code for a protein of 88 amino acids. The transcript has 2 exons. The record is from RefSeq and is a predicted model, not a curated record.
AACAAGACGUCUGUAACCAUGGCUAGUUCUGACGUGAAACCAAAAUCAAUCAGUCGUGCCAAAAAAUGGUCGGAAGAGAUAGAAAAUCUGUACAGAUUUCAACAAGCAGGGUAUCGGGAUGAAAUUGAAUAUAAACAAGUGAAACAAGUUUCUAUGGUAGAUCGUUGGCCAGAGACUGGAUAUGUGAAGAAACUUCAGAGAAGAGACAAUACUUUCUAUUACUACAACAAACAGAGGGAGUGUGACGACAAGGAAGUCCACAAAGUGAAGAUUUACGCUUACUAGGCCUUUGUUCUUUGUACGACUUGUCAUUAUCUUUUAAGAUUUCAUUGUUUCAUUCUUCAUCAUGUCAAUGUUUGUCAUUUUACAAAAUAAUUCAAAAUGCAGACUUCAAUUGAAUGUGCUGAAACCCAAAAGCCAUAAAAUGUGGUAAUUAUUAAUCAUCCUGUUCUGUUCUAAAAUAUAACUUCAGAAGCAUUAAAGUGGUACCUUGG